Babesia bigemina is the source of this 2859-nucleotide messenger RNA. Its product is annotated as RNA binding protein, putative. The transcript has a single exon. NCBI's taxonomy places the organism in Eukaryota, Apicomplexa, Aconoidasida, Piroplasmida, Babesiidae. Bases 1 to 2859 code for a protein of 952 amino acids. The record is from RefSeq and is a predicted model, not a curated record. Gene Ontology annotation, molecular function: RNA binding.
AUGGUGAAGGCCGUCGAUGGCGACAAGGCCGCCCGCAAGGCGAAGAGCGCGUCCGAGUUCUCCACUGAAAACAUGCUCCGCGACAUAAAGAAGGUGGUGAAGGCGUUCGGAGGCGGUAUAAUGAAGAGUUCGGGGAAGUCUAAGAAGUCUAAGUCAAAGAGCAUGUCCCUGCCAGUCGUGAAGGGCAAGAGCUCAAUGGCGUCGCUGAUUUCGCCGAAUGAAGAUGGAGAUGACGGGGAUGAGGACACCGCAGCGGACGUGGCUGCAGAACAGGUCAAGCCGACUAAAGGAAAGAAGGAAAAACCUGCUGACAGGAAGAAGAAAACCGGUGAUGGCGACAACGCCCCUGCCGAUGGAUCGCAACAGGCUGAGGGCAAAGGUGCUAAAAUAAGUAAGGAUGCCAUGGCAGCCUCCAAGAAAGUGGCGUCGUUGCGACAGUCGAAAAGGGUGAGCACUGCCGCGGUAAAAACUGCGCCGGCUGCGAAAACCUCCGUGAAGUCCGUGGCGUCAAGUAAGGGCGCUUCCAAGUCAGUGCCCCUCGAUGAGAGGGACGACGACUCGUCAUCAUCGGGAAACGCCACGUUGCCCCAGUCGGACGUUGAAAUGACGAAAAAGACAUCUGUUGAAAAGACUCCAGCCACGAAGCUGCUGUUCACCAACGUCAAGGCGUCCGACGAGGCAUUCAAGACGCUGAUCAACAGCCGCACCGCUUCGUGCGGCCCGUACUUGAAGUGCUUCAUGGCGUCUGCUGGGAAGUGCGUUGUUCUGGUCGCCAGCGAAGAAAUCGCCAAGGCGUACGUAUCGUAUUUCAAUGGCUACGAGUUGAACGGGGAGGCGAUGUCGGUGGACAUCUCCACCAGAGGGCCGAGGGGCACCGCGAAGAAGUUGCACAUGCCCUCUAAGGAAUCGUUCAAGACCGUCACUCUGAAGAACAUCCCCAAGGUGUUCGAGCGCGAUUCCGUUGCUAAGGCGCUGGAGUCCGUGGAUGGUGUGAAAUACAAAUCGCUGAAACGUGACUUGGAGGGCAACUGGGCGGUCGGAUUCGAGACUGUGCCAGACUGCGUCAAAUUCACGUCUUUGGUAAACGGCUGCUUUCUAACUUUCGCCAAUGAGACGAAAACCAAGAAGGUGAAGGUGAUGUGUGGUGGCCCAUCGUUCGGCACGAAGGCGUCUCACGCCGGUCGCGUGUUUGUCCAGAACCUCAAAUUCACCACCACCGCCGCCCAGCUGGAAAAGUUAGCUCACCGUUUUGACAAGGGCGCAAAGGUCCACAUGCCGAAAAGCGGCAAGAAAGGCUUUGCUUUCAUUCAGUUUUCCAACAUACAGGUUGCCGAGAAGGCAAUUCUGCGCCUGAACGGCACCGACUUCGAAGGACGAAAGAUAAGGCUCGCCCUCUCGCUCCCCACUGAGCUCUACAAGGACCAGGUUAAAACAGUGGACGGCAAGGCUGAGGCCGAGUCAGCUGCAGCGCAAGACAAGAAAAAAGACUUGGACGAAGGUGAUGAAGUAGAGGAGGACGAAGAAGCAGAUGCUGACGAUAGCGAUGAUGAGGAGGAAGAGGAGGAUGAGGAGGAUGAUGAAGAUGAAAGUGAGGAGGAAGAUGAUGAAGAUGAAGGUGAGGAGGAUGAGGAGGAAGAGGAGGAAGAUGAUGAAGAUGAGGAGGAUGAUGAAGGUGAGGAUGAGGAGGAAGAGGAUGAAGAAGAAAGUGAAGAUCAAAAGACCUCAGGCAAAGGAAAACCCCUGCGUAGCUCCGCUGCGAAGACGAGGAAGAACGAUGAGAGUGAUCGCACAAUAUUCGUCCGCAACUUGAGCUACGAGUCCACCGAGGCGGCCCUCCGGGAAUACUUUGCCACCUUCGGCGCCGUGGAGUCUUGCAACAUCUGCAAAGAUGCGAAGGGUGUCAGCCGUGGCACGGCUUUCAUUCUUUUCCAGAAUGCCGACGACGCACGUAAGAUAUUGGCAAUGGAGGAGCUGGCGCUGGAGCGUGACGCUGAUUUCAGCCUGGAGGGUGCGCGUAGCGCGCGUAACAAGGUUAAACACGGGCCGGCUGCUGGUCUUGGAUUUUCCCUCAAUGGCAGGCGCUUGAUCCUGUCGCGGGCGCUCAGCAGAGACGAGGCCAGCACUUUGGCGAAGGCCAAAGAACAGAAGCGCAGCACCGCUCCCAAUUCCAAGAAGCGCAACGACCUAUUGAUGGAAGGCGUCAUCCUGGAAACCUCGCCGGAGUUCCAGAAGCUAACCGCGAUGGAGCAGAAACUCCAAACCUCAAGCUUCAAAGAGAAACUGGAGAAGAUGAAGAACCCGAACAUGUUCCUGAACCCCAAGCGCCUGUGCGUGCGCAACCUGCCGCCAAACGCGGACGUGAACGAGCUCCGGCGUGCGAUUGUGGCGCACUUCCGGCGCAAUGUAGACCUGUCCAGCAUCUGCGGCAGCAAGAAGGUCGACGCGAGCCGCACUAUCGGCAAGGUGACCUUCCUGUCCGACGAGAAGCGCAAGGUGAAGGUUGGGGAGUCCACCAUGCGGCGUCGUAUGCCGUUUGCGUUCAUCGACUUCAACCACGAGGAGCUUGCGUUGCAGGCUCUGCGUUUCUUGUCGUGCAACGCCGACGUGUUCGGCGCUCGCUACCGCCUCUUCGCGGAAUUCGCCAUCGAAGACAGCCGCGCCCUGUACAUACAGAAGAAGCGCAAGGAGCAGUAUGAGGAGAAGCUGAAGGAGAGGAUAGCUGCGCAGGAAGACGAAGAGGGCGCGGCGGAGGACGGGAAAAAACGCAAGAAGCGCAAAACGUACAGCCGUGGAAAGCUGCAGCGCAUGAAACGCCGCAAGCUCCGCGAGGCCGCGGCUGAACAGCCUGCUGCAAACUAG